Molecule: messenger RNA, 3501 nt
Organism: Chenopodium quinoa (quinoa)
Lineage: Eukaryota; Viridiplantae; Streptophyta; Magnoliopsida; Caryophyllales; Amaranthaceae
Product: protein MAIN-LIKE 1-like
Exons: 2
Coding region: 943-2100 (385 amino acids)
Biological process (GO): meristem development; meristem maintenance
Source: RefSeq, a predicted model, not a curated record
GCGAAAGUGGUGGUUUCCGCCUGAAAUUUCCGGAAGUUCUCAGCCACUUCCGAAAUUUCUGGGCGGAAGUGGUGGUUUCCAGAAUUUUUAUUUUUUUAUUAUUUUUUUAUUUUUUCCCUCGGUUUCGUUGAUUUCUUGCAUUAUUUUUUUAAAAAAAAAAUAUUUUAAAAAUAUUUCUUUCCUUGAUUUGUGGCAUUAAAAUAAUUUUUUUCUUGAUUUAGUCUUGCAAUAAUUAUUGUUAUGUAUUUUUUCUUGAUUUAGUUUUGCAAUAAUUAUUGUUUUGCAAUAUUUCUUUCCAUGUGUUUUAGUUUUGCAAGUAUCCUUGAUUUACAUUUUAAUAAGCUUGUUACUGUUAUGUAUUGUUAUUGUUAUGUAAUUUUUAUUUGGUUUGUAUUGGUAUUUGUUAUGUAUUAUGGUUGGUGACUUAAAUUGUUGUUAUUGUUAUUGUUACAUUUUAAUUGUGGCAUUGUUUUUGUUGUAUUUUAUGAUUUUUCUUUGUAAUUCAUGAUUUUGCAUCUUCAUAUUUGCAAUAAUAAGUCUGUUAUUGUUAUGUAUUGUGUUUAUUGUUAUGUAAAAUUUAUUUGGUUUGUAUUGGUAUUUGUUAUUGUUGUUAUGUAUUAUGGUUGGUGACUGAAAUUGUUGUUAUUAUUAUUGUUAUUGUUUUUUUAUUGGUUUGUGGUAUUGUCGUUGUUGCAUUUUAAUUUUGGCAAUUCUGUGGUUAAUUAUAGUUUUGAUUUGGUCUAUUAUUGUGUUGAAAUUAUUUGUAGUGUGUUAUUGGUGUGUUGUUAUUGUUAGUAGUAUAUUAGUAUUGUAAGAAUAAUAUUAUUGUUAUUGUUAGUAAUGUUGUUAUUAUUGUUUAUUUGAUUUGAUUUAUUAUAGUUUUGAUUUGAUAUUUUUGAAUUUGAGUUAUUAUUGAAAUAUGAUUCUGUACUUAUUUAUUUAAUGCAAAUUGAGGGUUCUGGUCCUCGUCAUGCAAGAUCAAGACGUUUGAAUGCGUCUGUUAGGAGGGAGUUAGGUGGUGCAGGAACUUCACAGGCACCGUUUCACCAUGAGCAUCAGUAUGAGACUGCUGGUACUUGGUCGGGGGAGCAUCAGUCACAGGGGAGCGCCUCCAUGUAUUCGUCUACUGGAGUGCCUUCAUCUGACGAUGAGGAUGAAGAGCGAGGAAGUCAAGCUGCUGGAGAUGCACAGUAUGACCCUCAGGAAUACCGUACAGUGUAUAGGGGUGACCAUGGGAGAUAUGUUAGUAGUAGUGAAACAGCUCAAGCUUCUACCAGCUCGUCAGAGUCAUGGGUGGUGCAGGAGCCGAUGACAGGUGGGCCUGAGGAUGGUACUGUUAUUCCUAGUUUUGGGGGUCACGUGGUUGCCUACAUAUGGGGUGGGCAGGAGCGAAAUGUUCUACGGUGUUUGAGCAGGACACAGUUGUGUACUGAAUUGGGUAACUGGCGCGCUCGUCUUCCGCAGGAGCACCUAGAACCGAUUGAUGGCAGUGGUCUAUCUCACUUACCCGAGAUCAUGUUCAGGCGAUUUGACUGGCCAUUGAUUUCUGCUUUUGUUGAGAGAUGGCAGCCAGACACGAACACGUUUCACAUGCCAUUUGGGGAGAUCACAAUCAUGCUGCAUGAUGUGUAUCAUAUUCUAGGGAUUCGUGUUGAUGGUUCCAUGGUUUCCACUACUCCUAGCACGGACGUUGUACGGGACGCGUGCUCGAUUACCUUGGAUAUGACUGAGGAAGAGCUGAAUGAGAAGUGCGGUACUAAAACCGUAUGGCAGGGUAGUGGGGUGCUGACUGAGAGGAUAAUAGAGUCGACCUUGGAGGCGCAGAGGCCCUUCAAUUUCCAUUACAGGGCGUACCUGUGGUUAGUACUUGGCGGUUGUUUGUUUUUGGACAAGAGUGGAAAUCGUACUCAUCCAUCCUUCCUCAACAAGCUUUUUGUUGAGGAUGUUCAGAUUAGUGAGUACUCCUGGGGUUCUGCUGUGCUAGCAUACAUGUACCAGCAGUUGGGUACAGCAUCACGAAAAGAUGCUGAUUCUAUCGCCGGCUGUCUUACGCUUCUGCAGGCAUGGAUCUACGAGUACUUUCCGUGUUUUCGGCCUUAGCAGGGGACCUUGACCAGAGAGCUUACUGUUCCUCGUGCGUUCGCCUGGGAUGUCGGAUCGGGAUGCCCCAACAAGAGCAUGGAGCGCCUUCUCGCUUUUCGUGCUAGGUUGGAACAUUUGACUGACAAUGAAGUUAACUGGCUACCGUACGGAUUUGAUCCAGCACGACGCGUGCCUGCUACUCUUUUCAUUGGCUGCAUCCAGUAUCGUAGCAUCAUUGAGCCAUAUAUGCCUGAUCGAGUGGUUCGACAACUUGGAUACGUCCAGGACAUUCCACAAGCCAUCAUCAGGCCUGAGAAGGCAAAGAGACCGACGAACUUGAAGAUGUAUCGAGUUGACUUUCCGACAGAGAUGACAUCUGUGAUGUGGACUCGGUUUGUCCCUGGUGUGUCUUUCAGUGUCGUGAUAGGUGCCCUCAGCAGACUUGGAGGUGGUGCUCCUACGGUCGGUCCUGGUUACAUGCAGUGGCUGUACCGAUUUUCUCAUCCACGUGUUUCUCCAGUUGCGUCAUCACAUGAGAGUCGCACACUGCCUGAGAGAACUAACACGGAUUACUGGAUGGGUCGGUCCAUGGAGGUCAUCAACAGGACACUGGAGGAGUAUCCGAGCCUAUCGCGUGAUACAAGAGCAAUGGCUAAGGCGCUACGAGCUGAUUGGAGGGCGAUGAUGGGGUUGUGAACUUGCUGUUUUUUAUUUUUAUUUGACUUGUACGCAUUUCGUUUAUAUACUAUUUAUUCGUCAUGUACUUUAAGGAUUGAACACUUGUUUUUGUGGUUUUGUUGAAACUUUGUUUAAUUAAGUUAAAUUCGUUACAAAUUACAUAACUACAACUGUUUAACAUAAAUGAAAGUACAAAAAUAUGUUCAUUAUCUAAUUAAGGCAUCCCACAUGUUCCUUCUAGCUGCGUAACGCUGAUCCCAACCGUCAACACUUGGGUCGUGGUUCUUAGUCCACCAACCUGCAAUCGGGGGAAGUGGCGAAUCUGGUGCAAGUUCAAUACAAAUAAAAUGUGAGCCCCCAACUGUAGCGAUGACAAACUCUCGCUCCGGUGCUGUGACCCCCCUUCUUGCCCGCAACGACAAUAUCGUGAGGCAUGGGUAGUAGCAGGUUGGUGUUUGGCCUACACCCAGAAUAAUAACCACUGUGUUGAACCAAGUCGCAAUAGGAAAUAAAUCUUGAAUUGCAGCCAUCCAAUGAUGGGAAUCAACCGCCCCACCGUCCCAUCGAAUACGCUCCACAUUGAUCUCAAGUCUUCCAAGCCUAUAAAUCUUCUCAUAUAGGGCUCGAUAACCGAGGACCUCAUUCGCUAUUGUUUCUCGAGCAUCAUACCAUCGACCUUGAUCACUGAAGAAGAACUCGGCCACACAACGAAACCCACAGUUACCAUCGCCAAUGACAUCC